Messenger RNA from Trichogramma pretiosum, 2310 nucleotides. It is a transcript of the gene Ttc26, whose product is annotated as intraflagellar transport protein 56. Gene Ontology annotation, molecular function: protein binding; intraciliary transport particle B binding. NCBI's taxonomy places the organism in Eukaryota, Metazoa, Arthropoda, Insecta, Hymenoptera, Trichogrammatidae. The transcript has 7 exons. The coding region runs from base 615 to 2291 and encodes 558 amino acids. Gene Ontology annotation, biological process: intraciliary anterograde transport; intraciliary transport involved in cilium assembly. Gene Ontology annotation, cellular component: intraciliary transport particle B; ciliary base; ciliary basal body. The record is from RefSeq and is a predicted model, not a curated record.
AACUCGUAAUAUAGUUACCGAAUGUUGGAACGAUUUUUGAGCCGUAUUUCGUGACUGCUAGCCGAUACGUCACAAGAAAAAAAUGUGUUCACUCAACGAUUAUCUCGAUGAGUUUCAUUGCUUUUAUCAUUCAUUCGUGAAUAUUAUGCGGCCUGGAUCGCAAAUUACAGACUCAUCGCGCAUAGAGGAAAUAUGGAGCAUGGAUAUUUUAUUCGAUACGAUAUUUGAAGAGCGUUUGGCACGGAGUGGGUGAAAUUGUAGCGAUCGGUCUGAUCAAGAUCGUUUCACUAAAUUCUUUGAUCCCUCAACUAACAUUUUGUUUGAAAAAAAAUGAAUCAAUCCGAAAAACAUAAAAAAGUAGGUUCCUAUUUGAUUCGUGCUCGAUCAGCUACUAGGUACAGUUAAGUUUGCCGCCUCGUCGCCGGCGCAGCCAAGGCCAUGUGCCGUGUGCCAAGUGGCAAGAGCAGCACCUUGGACAUCCGUCGCCAUGGUUAUAAGGUGCACCGCACACGUGCCAAAACAACAACACAGAGUCGCUGCGCCCGCUAGAAAUCGCGGAGCUCGCCCAGCCAGCAAAGUACGACUGUCGAGGGUGAAAUCGAAGAUUGGAAAGUAUGAUCCUGUCGCGAGCCAAGCCGGCCUCGGGCGAUGGCGUCGCGGCGUCACGCAGCUCGACCGGCAGACCCCGCGACUCCAUCCCCUCGCUGGAGGAGCUGCUGAUGAGGCGCGACUACAUGGGCGCCCUGACCCUCCUCGAGUUCGGCGACGUGGCCGCGUUCGGCGGCAGCGACUCCGUGGCCCAGUGGCAGGCCUACUGCGCCUUCCACCUCGGCGACUACAAGCGCGCGGCCGAGCUGUACGAGCGCUUGGCCUCGCCUCGGCGUCCCGUCCAGCUGGCCUGCUGCCUCUUCUAUCUGGGCAUGUACCCGGAGGCGCAGAGGUGCCUCGACGAGGCCGAGCCGGCGGCCGACGGCAUCGAGCAGCUGAAGAAUCGGCUGCGUCUGCACCUGGCCCACAAGCUCGGCGAGCGGGCCCAGGCCAAGGAGUGCGAGGAGCGUCUGCUCGCCGACCAGUCGGUCGAGGAUCGGCUCUGCCUGGCGGCGGUGCACUACCUGCAGGCCCAUUAUCAGGACGCCAUCGACAUCUACAAAAAGGUCCUUCUCGAGAACAGGGACUUUUUGGCGCUCAACGUUUACGUGGCUCUGUGCUACUACAAGCUCGAUUACUUCGACGUGGCCCAGGAAGUGCUGCAGGUCUAUCUGCAAAAGCACCCGGACAGCGCGACGGCCGUCAAUCUCAAGGCCUGCAAUCACUUCCGUUUGUUCAAGAGCACCGCCGACAUGGUCGAGAUGAAGCAGCUCGUCGACAAGGUCUCGACGAGCAGCCGCUUCGGCAACGAUCUCAUCCGUCACAACAUCGUCGUAUUCAGAAACGGGGACGGCGCCUUGCAGUACCUGCCGAAUCUCGUCGACGUCAUCCCCGAAGCUAGGCUCAACUUGGUCGUGUACUACCUCAGACAGAACGAGAUUCACGAGGCUUACGAGCUCAUCAAGGAGCUCGAGCCGACGGUCCCUCAGGAGUACAUCCUUAAGGCCAUCGUCAACGCCGUUCUUGGCCAAGACAAAAAUUCCCAAGAACACAUUAAAAUAGCCCAGCAGUACUUUCAACUGGUCGGAACUUCAGCCUCGGAAUGCGACACCAUACCCGGCCGACAGUGCAUGGCUUCCUUUUAUUUUCUCUAUCGCCAGUUCAAGGACGUGCUCAUCUAUCUCAACACUAUCAAGACGUACUUUUCCAACGUUGACAGUUUCAACUUUAAUUACGCUCAAGCUCAAGCGGCAACCGGCCAUUACAAGGAAGCCGAGGAUGCCUUCCUCGCCAUCAGGAACGAGCGAUUUCGCAGCGACUUUACUUACGCGAGCCUGCUGUCUUAUUGCCAUAUAAUGAAUAAGAAAGGUCAGCUAGCCUGGGAAUUGUACCUGAAAAUGGAUCCUUCGCCCGAGUCCUUCAGCCUUUUGCAGCUGAUAGCCAACACUUGCUAUACGGUCGGCGAAUUUUGGUACGCAGCCAAGGCUUUCGACAUGCUCGAGCGACUGGACCCGUCGCCUGAGUUUUGGGAAGGCAAAAGAGGAGCUUGUUGCGGAACUUUUCAGUACAUCGUAGCCGAGAAACUACCGAGAGAAUUACUCACUGAAGUGAUCAAAUUACUGAAAAAUACAACUAAUUCCCAGGUGGAACAGAUAAUUCGAGUGAUGAAAAAGUGGGCCAAAGAAAAUAGGGUAGUCUGUUAGUUACUAUCUGCUGAUUAGU